AUGCCCUUCUUAUCCUACAGGCACGCCGUCCAGCUGCGACAUGAACUCAAGGAUACACGUGCUACGGUCGUUACCCCCGAUCAGGAAAAUUUCCCUGAGCUUAUCGGCCGGUGGAGCGAUACCUGCGAGAAAGAAGCUGGCGCGAUCGUGAUGGUCACCUCGUCCCACGAGGUCGCGCUAGUUGUUGCCUUCGCGAGCCGCCACUCCAUCCCUAUUGUGGUCCAGGGCGGCGGCUACAGCACAAGCGGUGCGUCCUCAACCCACGGGGGAAUCGUCAUCAACCUAUCCGCGAUGCACAAUGUCUUGGUCGAUCCAGCAUCGGCAACGAUAGCUGUCCAGGGAGGUGCAACCUGGGAAGAGGUCGACCAGGCGGCCGAGCGCGAGGGGCUAGCCGUUGUCGGCUGCACAACGAGCGCUGCGGGGGUCGGAGGCACGACGCUGGGCGGCGGCUUCGGCUGGCUCACCGGGCGCCACGGUCUGGUCAUUGACAACCUAGUCAGUGUUAAGAUGGUGCUGGCUGACGGCCGCGUCGUGACUGCAUCCGUGGGCGAGCAUCCGGACCUCUUCUGGGCGGUACGGGGCGCCGGCCAGAGUUUUGGUGUGGCCACUGAGUUCGUCCUGCUCGCGCACCGCCAACGCUCACCCAUCUUCGGCGGCCUGCUUUACUUUCCCGCUGACCGGCUGCCUGCCGUGAUCGAGUUUGCGAACCAGUUCGAUGAGCGGGCAACGGGCGACGAGGGUUUAUUUUUCGGUUUCACCACGCGGCCGCCCGACCUGCUGUCAACGGUAAUUGUCGCUUUGGUGUUUUACAACGGUCCGCGUGUCGCUGCCGAGGCCUUCUUUGCGCCACUGCUGGCCCUGGGCCCGAUCCAGAACGAGACGUGCGAGAUGCCCUACCCGAGGAUGAACACCAUUAUUGGGCCGCUGGCCGCCCGCGGGGCCCGCAAGCGCCUGAGCGGCACAACGGUCAGGCUGCCACUCGAUCCCCAGAUGGUGCAUGAGGUCUACGAAGAUUUUGACCGGAUCAUGCGAUCCUACCCACGCGUCGAAGGCAGCGUGGUGGUCUUUGAGUUGCUGCCGUACGCGCGCGUCUGCCAAGUGCCAUUCGACGCGACGGCGUAUGCCAACCGGGGUCCAUACCAUAACGUGGCGACCAUCCUCCGUUGGCAUGACCCGGAACUGGACGCCAAGAUGGCAAACCUGGAGCGGGCACUGCUGCGCAAGAUCCGAGAGCGCACCGGAGUCGCCAGCAUCGCAGGACACGGGGUGGGCAUCUAUGCUAACUACGCUGGACACGAAGCAAAUGCCCACGAACUGUUUGGAGACAAUCUGCCGCGCCUACAGAAGCUGAAGAAGCAGUACGAUCCGAAGAACAUGUUUCAAAAGUGGCACAACCUCCUCACUUCCACGAGCCCACGGUGAUCUGUUGAUCUGUUCUGUGACGCUUUAUUCCUGGUCCUUUUCCUGGAGACUAUAGGUAGCCUGUUCUCCCGUAGAACCAUUGUCCCCUUACGCACAUCGCCUGUUAUAUGGGAGGGUCAAGUAUCUUAGUACACACCUUGACCUAAUUGUGGAGAUGUGUGAGGAUCACCCUUGUUUUGUCUCCGGCUUCGACAACUCGAUCCUGCAACGAUAAAAAUUAGCUCACGGGUUGCACAUAGGACCAGUUACCUGGGAGAGGAUCGGUCUGUCUGGUGACGGGGAAUUUGUCCAUCGCGCGAGCUCGAUGGCGAAGUAGCCAAGGUUUGGAAGGGUAUUUGAUCGGUUGAGAAAAUAAAGAGUGAUUGCAGUUGUUGCGAUUUUUUCACAAAUAUAAGGUGGAGCAAAGCGGCAAUUGAGAGAAGGAAGGUUACAAAGAUAAUACAAAGG
Penicillium subrubescens is the source of this 1869-nucleotide messenger RNA. Its product is annotated as FAD-binding oxidoreductase. The record is from RefSeq and is a predicted model, not a curated record. Lineage: Eukaryota; Fungi; Ascomycota; Eurotiomycetes; Eurotiales; Aspergillaceae. Gene Ontology annotation, molecular function: oxidoreductase activity; FAD binding. The transcript has 3 exons. Bases 1 to 1422 code for a protein of 473 amino acids.